Molecule: messenger RNA, 504 nt
Organism: Protopolystoma xenopodis
Lineage: Eukaryota; Metazoa; Platyhelminthes; Monogenea; Polystomatidea; Polystomatidae
Source: the annotation of a GenBank genome assembly
AUGCAAAACUUCGGCGCUCCACCUCAGAAGCAGGAUGAUGUGGUCUUGGAAGUGGAUCAAAUCAACGAUCCGUUACUACGCGGGACGAGGACUGUGCUAGAAAAAAAAGGAGAACUGUAUGGGGCUCAGUUUUCGCCUCGGCGUCGGUCUUUUCGUAGUCAAGCAAAAGGGGUGGCCGGUAGCGAAACCCAUGCUUUGAGUCUCAAGUUGGCAACGGAUGCUCCGAGCCAAAUUGAACCGGGCUGCGGAUCUGCGUCACACUCUUGCGGGAAGAAGAGGAGUCAGGCUCGUGUUCCGGUUCAGGUUCGGAUUCCGAUUUGGGUUCGGAUGUGGGUUCAGGUUAAGGGAUCUGGUUCAGUUUCUGCAUUCGAUUCGGAUGCGGGCUCGGGUUCAGGUUCGGUUUUGGGUUCCAGUGCCGGUUCCGGUUUGGGCUUAGGGCCGGGAUCGAGGCCGGGCACCGUUGACAAGUCGCCACCCGAUAGAAAUGGAGGCAUUUGCUAUUGA